GACAGAUUUUGGCUUGUGGGUGCUCUUUAGCAAUCCUAACUGGAACCUCACACCAAAAGACACCAUGAUGGUGAUGACUGACGUCACUGCAGCCCCCGGAUUGGGGUCAACUGCCACCACUCCAGCUGUGGCUCCCAACUUCUCCUGGAUGCCAGAGGAUGGCAGCCCCACGGCUGUGGAGCAGCCAAUAUUCCUCAUGACCACUGCUGCUCAGGCAAUCUCAGGUUUCUUUGUAUGGACAGCUUUGCUCAUCACCUGCCAUCAGAUCUACAUGCACCUUCGCUGCUACAGCUGCCCAAAUGAACAGCGCUACAUUGUUCGGAUCCUCUUCAUUGUGCCCAUUUAUGCCUUUGACUCAUGGCUCAGUCUGCUGUUCUUCACCAAUGACCAGUACUAUGUUUACUUUGGCACAGUGCGGGACUGCUAUGAAGCCUUUGUAAUAUACAACUUUCUCAGCCUCUGCUAUGAGUACUUGGGAGGGGAGAGCUCCAUCAUGUCUGAGAUCAGAGGGAAACCAAUUGAGUCCAGCUGUGUAUAUGGGACUUGCUGCCUGUGGGGAAAAACCUAUUCUAUUGGAUUCCUGAGGUUCUGCAAACAGGCUACCCUGCAGUUCUGUGUGGUGAAGCCCCUCAUGGCAAUCAGCACAGUCAUCCUUCAGGCCUUUGGCAAGUACCAGGAUGGUGACUUUGAUGUAACCAGUGGCUACCUCUAUGUGACGAUCAUCUACAACAUCUCUGUCAGCCUGGCACUGUAUGCCCUGUUCCUUUUCUACUUUGCCACACGUGAACUGCUUAGUCCCUAUAGCCCAGUCCUGAAGUUCUUCAUGGUGAAGUCUGUCAUCUUCCUGUCCUUCUGGCAAGGGAUGCUGUUGGCCAUCUUGGAAAAGUGUGGUGCCAUCCCCAAAAUCCACUCUGCCAAUGUGUUUGUGGGUGAAGGCACAGUAGCUGCUGGAUAUCAGGACUUCAUCAUUUGUGUAGAGAUGUUCUUUGCAGCCAUCGCCCUGCGCCAUGCCUUCACGUACAAGGUGUACGUGGACAAGAGACUUGAUGCCCAAGCUGUUCCAUCAUAUGGACCAUACGGUCGCUGUGCUCCCAUGAAGAGCAUCUCCAGCAGCCUCAAGGAGACCAUGAACCCCCACGACAUUGUCCAAGAUGCGAUCCACAACUUCUCCCCAGCCUACCAGCAGUACACCCAGCAGUCAACGCUGGAGCAUGGUCCCCCCUGGCGCAAUGGUAGCCACGUUAUCUCGCGUUCCCACAGCUGCUCGGGUGCCCGUGACAACGAGAAGACCCUCUUGCUGAGCUCCGACGAUGAAUUCUAGUAGGGGAAGCUGCUGGCACAGGCUGUCAUUUUUCUUCUGUUGAUUUGGUGGUUCCUUUUUAAUUUAUUGAAGCAGAAACAAGUCAUAUCACUUCCUAGAGAGUGCAGAUUGCAGAAAUGGGCACUUCCCAUUAGCUUUUGUGGGCAUGGACACGAUGAGUGGUGCGGAGGUGGGGGAAUGGCCAAGACUCUGUUCUCGAGCCCAUUCCUUACAGCAGCAAUUGACUGGAAUCCAUUGAAGCAAAGCUCCAGGGUUUAGGGCUCUGGCAUCCCACGCCUGCCCAGCUUGGUGUGGACUGUGACUGGCCAGAGCCUGGAGUUGUGGCCAAAAACGUUUUUGUGUUUUUUUCCAGCUGGAUAACCUGACCUGUAUUCCUCUUCCUGAAUGGUUGAUGUAGGCACAGUUUUCUCCCCCAGCUCCCUGGUACUAACGCCUCUGUGAUCCUUGGGAAGUGCGAUCAGGAUGCAGCGAUAAGCAUUCCUGAGGACCACACCAGACACUGGUCUCUCUGUAGUCAUUGCCUUGAAUGCUUAGAAAGGAACAUCUGCCCUCACCCACUACUCACCUGGUUGUGCAGUCCUGUACUUGAGUGAGCAGGGGAUUAAAAAGACUUUUGUCCUGUUCCUCUGCACCCUGCAUCUCCCCUGCUCCCCGUCAAAGCUGAUACAUGUUGAAGCUCAGCAGGGAUGGAAUUGCUGUAUCACAAUGGCAGGGUUUUCUAAUCGCCAGGUGUCUAAGCUUUCCAUCUCACCUGCAUUCUUCUCUGAUUCUAUGAUUCUGGUGGCAAGAAGCCUCCCUGGAGCAUCUGUCUUCUACUGACAAGACUGAGGAUUGGCUGUGAUAGCUGGUGGAAAUCUGUAGAGCUCUGGUCCUUUCAUCCUUCUUUGGGAAAGGAAGAUACGUAAACACUAGAACCCUUUUUCUUCUUGUUUCCUGUCCCCCACUGACCUAGCUGCCCCUCUUAAAGGUGUGGGUUGCACCAGGUAGCUGCCCAAGCAGGUCCUGGUCUUGCAAGUAGCUCUCCCUGCACUGGUCAUCACUGACUUCCCCUUUGAGCUGCACAGGUUUUGCCCUUAGGCUGGAAGGGAUGUUGUACACUCCUUUGCUUUUUAUCUCCAUAGCUGUUCCAGGCCAAACUGGAGCAGACUUGAAACCUGACAUGAUCUCUCUGGUUCAAGUUAUCCCUCAUAGUUUUCCAAGCAGCAGUUUCUCCUGCACAUUUCACAGGCCCUUCAGCAACUGCAUUGUUACCAAGGAUGGACCCAGAAUCCAUGAGAGUGGGAAAAGAAGCUUCCCCUUGCUUUUGUUGGGUUUUUGGUUUGGCCCCUAGGUAUUUAGUGGAGCCAAAUAAAAACAAAAUGAUCCCUCUGUAGAUCUAUCCAGGGACCAGGAAAUGACUCUUGCUCGCUUAAAAUUGUCUACGGUAGGAGCAGGGAAGCACGCUCAAGUACUGUGGAUCAAAUGCCCCGUACCCUCAUGCAGGAAGCAAAUGGAGGGGUUGGAGCAAGCUUCUGUGUUCUUGGCUGCAGUUUCUCUGUUCCUCUCCUGCUUGAUGCCUACCGUGCUGUCAGCAGACCUGUGCAUUCCCAGAUUGCCCCCCAUUGCUCUGCUGGGAGAACAGGGGGUUUACCAGCUGGAGUUCACCUUUCCUCUUGUAUCCUAAUCUAUGUGCUUGAUUCACUUUCUCAGAAGCAAUUGUGAGCAAAGAGCACCUCAUUUCCUCAGCACCCCUGCCAGAAGCCUGCAGUCAGGAGCAGGAGGAGAAAGGCUUGAAGAGAGGGAGGUUUGCUCCCUGCCAUGAGGAUAGGAUAGGGGAAGGCCUAAGGACAAUGUCAGGGCAGUGUCUCCUUCUCCACUCGUGUCUGGGAGGGUGGUGAAGCAGGUGGGGGCAGCGAUGCUGACUGUUGAAGCAGGACCAGUGGAUCCAGCAGCUUCUCUGCUGCUGGAGUUCCCCAUGUGCACACCUCCUGUGAUGCCAUGCAGUUUGUUACUGCGUUUCCUAAACCUGUCACUGGUUAAAAGGGCACACAAAUGCUGGCUGCCAAGCUCCACGUGGGCUUGAUGUAAAACUCCUUCUCCUCACACCUGGAAAGCAGGACUGAAGAUUGAAUGGGCUUUCCUAAUAUCUUCCAUGGUUCUGAUUAACAGCCCUUUAGGGUGAGUCUCUCUUAGGAAAGCGGGGCGUGGGACACGAUCCCUUCCUCCCCUCCCCUUGCAUUUGCAGGCCUUGAUGAUGUCCCAGUGUCACUUCAUUGGUGAUUGUCCCCAGUCUUUGUUGCAUCAGGUGGCCGAGUUCUGAACUCUCUGGGGUUGCCCCUUUGAGUUUGAAGGUGAUCCAGGCUUGGGGAAGCUUUUUAUUACUAUUAUUUUUAGAGAUUUUGAACUGUAUGCUGCAUACACAUGCUGCAGAGGAUCUGGGUAUUUUUGAAGCUUCCUGUGUGUAGUGGUUUCAAGUAGAACCCUUUUGCACUAGUUGCCUUUGGAGAGACCUGGUGAAAAACUAGUGCCCAAACAACAGUCAGCUGCCAUGUGUUAUAGUUUUAUAUACAUAGGUAUUUUUUGACACCACACAAAAUCAUCUCUGAGCUUCCUGCUCUCCCUCACCACAGGCACGUGCCAGAGCAAGGACUGGCUCCGACGCUGCUCUGACUUGGAGGAGCAAGUAGAAGACCCGGAGUUUGAGACCAAGGUGGCCAAGGCAUCCAUGGUCUUUCAGGUCUGCUUGCAGUAGCCCAGGGCCCCAACAAAUCUGUUGGUUCCAGGAAUAAGCCCUUGGAGCUGCUGUCCCUCACCUGCUUCCCCUCUCCUUCCUUCCUUCCUUUUUUGUUUACCAUGUAACAUAGCCAUGGGAUUUGUUUAUUAUUUUUCCAUAUAGAGUAGUUCUUUGUAUAUAAAUGACUGAAAAAAAAAAAGUAUGAUAAAUAAGACAGAGUCACCUAGUUUUGUACCUAUUGUGUUUAACUGAUGUGAGCUCAGCGACAAGCCGCUCUCUCUAUUUUGGUCUUUGUGACAUUAUACUCUGCAGAAAUGAGCAAAUAUGAUGACAAAUAAAAAUAUAGAGAUAAUAUAGAUUGUA
Pezoporus flaviventris is the source of this 4397-nucleotide messenger RNA. RefSeq names its product transmembrane protein 184B (gene TMEM184B). The coding region runs from base 65 to 1321 and encodes 418 amino acids. The record is from RefSeq and is a predicted model, not a curated record. Gene Ontology annotation, biological process: transport. NCBI's taxonomy places the organism in Eukaryota, Metazoa, Chordata, Aves, Psittaciformes, Psittacidae. The transcript has 9 exons. Gene Ontology annotation, molecular function: transporter activity.